GCCACAGUUGAUUCCCAGUGAGUGAGGACUAAUGCAUAGUUAAACAAAGCAUACUGAAACGUGUAGUCACUCCAGAGUGGCAAUCGUGGAAGAAUCUUGAUGCGGUGGAGAACGUGUUGAGUGAUACAUAAAAAGGCAUUUUGAAAGAAACCAGUACUGUUUGUGCUUCGUCUUUUUAGAGUACGGGUUUAAUUGUAUUCCUAACGCAGUAUAUUGAGAUAAACGCAUAGCCUUGCUGAAGAUGUGUCAGCCUUUUUUUGAUGUUGUUGUUGGCUUGUGUUUUAUUUAUAUUUUAAUUCUCUCACCAGUGUUUGUGACAUUGACAUCCGUGGAGUAGAACAGGCAUUAACACUUUCCUGUACAUGCAAUCUUCGAUUGCUUAAAACAGCUGAACUCAGUGUUUUAUUUUGCUUUCAUUGUGUAUGUUUUGCUGGAUGUGUUAUCUGAAUUUUCAGUGUUGCACCAUACCUCGACUCUUACAGUGCCGGAGCAAAUGUUUGUAAAGGCUACAUGUGGUAGCAUAUGGUACCGGUCUGUGGGGACACCGCAUCACAUUGAUAUGACACAAGAGUUUGUGCACGUAAGAAACUCCACAGAUAACCAGUCAUCAUUUAUCUCCAGUAUCUCAGAUGAUAAAUAGCCUGCGCAAGUAACACAGCCGGAUUAUCGCUAAAUUUAAGCGUGACACGGGGAACGGUGCAGCCCUGAAUUUUUGGUUAGUUGCGUAAAUAAGGUGAACUGCAAUUCAAAAUUGACAUACCAAAUGUACCUUAUACUUGUGUAAACUGAGAACAUUGGAGCUUGGAGAGCAGAAUGUAUUUGUACGAGAGAUAGCAUCUGACACGUCAGAUAACGUUUUAUGUGGACUGACGAGUGAACUCGUAUGCUAAUCGCACUUCACGGGAUUGUCCUUCGUCAUUGCAGCUGUAUCAGUAGCAGUGACGUGUUGUGUGCCGUAUUUCUCAGUAUGCACAUUUGUUUGUUUCUUCCGUGUUGUUGUUAUUGACGAGUCUGAAAGAAGAGGACUGAAAACAGAGCUGAAAUUCUACAGCUGCAUCGCGCCGUCAGUCGUUCUGAAGUAUGCGAAGUGAUGUGUUGGUGGAAGAAGAGCUGGAAGGAUAUUGAGAACACUGGAAGGUUACAGCUCAAGAGCAUCAUUGGUAAUUCCAUCCUUAAGAGAGAAAUUAAUUGUCGUCUUAAUGAGUAAAGAUGUCGGCAAAGGACGAGCUGUUGACGCAUCUGAGCCGGCCCGGCUCUGAGGCAAUGUCUAACCACCAUCAAAGACCCACAGAGAAAAUUAAUAGUUGUAUAACACUCCAGCUGAAGGCGGAAGGGCCUACCAUAGAUAACUGUGGCUGUUUGAUUGAAGAAUUAAUCGAAAUCCAGCCUAAAGAAGCACUACUUUACAAUGGAACUGUAGAUAAUUGCAGCUUGGAUAGUAUCCUUAGGACAACGGAAGGUGUGAACUUGAACGGCACAGAGUCAAGUUGUCGGAACGGACAUGAAGUGAUCUGCCUUAGAGAUUCAGAUACUAGCGUGACAUCCCUAGAUUCUUCUUAUAGCACGUCAUAUGACACACAUUUACACAGCGAAUCGCUUGAUUUGCACAGUUCAGACAUUUCAUCAAAUAAACUUGAAGCGCUGAGUCUGCAAAACACACUCCAGGCUUUGAAUGGAAUUGACCAGCCUUCUCCUUCCACAGCAUCAUCAGAUACAGUGACACCAAUUGGUCUGGCACCUACAGACUCGAAGCAGACGUCCCAGCCUGUUUCAAGUGUUCCCACCCAUACCAGAAAUUUGUCACAAACGACAAACCAGUUGACAAACCUAACAGAUAAUUUUGGAGACACCAGUCUUGUGAGAAACUUGUUGGAAGGGUCAGACGUGAAGAAAUUGCCAGAUUCUUAUCCUGUGAAUAAAUCUGGAACUGUAUAUUCGAAGAAUAUGCCAGACAUGUCUCAGAUCAACUCAUCAAACGAGGAUGAAUUAUUAAUUUCAGAAGACGUGACAAGUUCGACUGGACAUGAUACAGCGCCAGAUGAUCCAGAUGUGAAAAAGGAAACUGCCUUUGAGUGUUCACCCAAUCAAUCCCAGUGCUCAGGAAUAGUUUCAUACCUCGCCAGUAUGGAGCCUGACAACCAAUCACCACAUCUGACACACUCCGUCUAUCCUGGCUGGAAACUGGAUCGACGUGAAUCAGGCCACCUCUACUGGCGAAGAGAUUCUUCAACGUUGAACGGCGUUGAUCCCAGCAGUCGUGUAAAAUUUCGUUACCACAUUGAAGUACGCGAGUUCGAAUCUCGAAGUAGUGAAGCUGAAGAUUUAUCCGAAGGAGAUGACGAUGAUAUGUACGAUGAUAAUGAUGACGACAGCGAAUUUGAGGUUCAAGAGACAGGCGGAUACAGUAUUUCUGACUCUCUGACUUUUGAUGAGCCCUCAUCUCUAGGGUCAGCAGCUGUUAUAGGUGGUGUUGCAAUUCUUGCAAUGAUUGUGAUGGCUUCCUACCGCUGGCUGUUGGAUUCGCUGCAAGUAAUUUGAUUCCUUGACACCAGAAUAUGUAAGACAGUGAUUGCAAGAAAUUGUAUUAUAAUUGUUGUCAAUGUUGAAGUCACAUUCCUUAUUCUGUAUUUAUUAUCAGACUAAUAUAAGUUGGUACACGCAAA
Cryptotermes secundus is the source of this 2663-nucleotide messenger RNA. RefSeq lists its product as uncharacterized. Bases 1210 to 2538 code for a protein of 442 amino acids. The record is from RefSeq and is a predicted model, not a curated record. The transcript is spliced from 3 exons. NCBI's taxonomy places the organism in Eukaryota, Metazoa, Arthropoda, Insecta, Blattodea, Kalotermitidae.